GCCAGCGAUAGUCGUACAGUUGUGAUUUCAGGUGCGGGUUUAGUGGGCUGUAUAGCAGCAAUUGGCUUCGCUAACAAAGGCUGGAAUGUCCUUGUAUACGAGAGCAGAGAUGAUCCUAGAUCACCUUCACAGAUGGAGAAACUAUCUAGACGCUCUAUCAACCUUGCGAUAUCUUCCAGAGCACUUACAACUAUCAAAGCCAUAGACGGUGAGAAUGGUAAUCUCUAUCACAAUCUCGUGACGAAUGCAACGAUACCGAUGAAAGGACGCAUGAUACAUAUUACAGACGGUAGCUUAGAUAGCCAGUUAUACAGCAAUAAAGGAGAAUGUAUUUACGCAAUUGAUAGACAGAAACUAAACAAUGCACUCAUAAGUGAAGCUGAAAGCAUUCCAAACGUAUCUUUUAAGUUUAAGUCUAAAAUACGUGCUGUCAACUUCGACGAACGCGAGUUAUCUUACGAAACCACAGAAGGUUUGCAGUCUGAUAACAGAUGGGAUUUCAUGAUCGGCGCAGAUGGUGCGCACUCAGUAGUACGCAAUCAAUUAAUGAGAGUUAUAAGAAUGAAUUAUGCCCAAGAGUACAUCCCACAUGCUUACUUAGAACUCUCUAUACCACCUGGACCAAUCGAUCCAGAGACUGGCGAACCCAGCUUCUUAUUAGAUCCAAAUCAUUUACACAUUUGGCCUCGUCAGUCGUUCAUGCUUAUUGCACUCCCAAAUCAGGAUCACUCAUUCACUUGCACCUUGUUUGCUCCGUUUGAGAAAUUCACCGAGCUGGCUGAUAAUAAGGACAAUUUCAUCCAAUUCUUCCGUCAGGAUUUCCCAGACGCACUCAAACUUAUGGGUGAGGAGAGCGCAGCGGAGGACUACAUCAAUAAUCCAAAAGGAUCUCUUGUCACAAUCAAGUGCUCACCUUAUCACUACAAAGAUCGUGCAGUUGUACUAGGCGAUGCAGCACACUCGAUGGUUCCAUUCUAUGGACAAGGCAUGAAUGCUGGUUUUGAGGACGUCAGAGUAUUGUUAUCCUUGAUGGAUAGUGAGGGUGUUAGUAGCAGCAAGAAAGUAAAACAUGAAUCACUUUUGAAUUCAUUGAAUAGAUAUAGUGAAGAAAGAGAGCGUGAUCUGAAGAGUAUAGUAAAUCUCGCAAUGGGCAACUAUGUGGAGAUGAGAUCUAAAGUGAUAAACCCUAUUUAUUUACUUAGAAAACAGAUAGAUGGGGUGCUCAAUAAAGUUUUCCGACCACCUUCCGUGCCAUCAGCUAACAUUUUAGCUCGUACUACAUUCCCAACGGCUGCUAAUAGCGGCUGGAUGAGUCUAUACGAGCUGGUCACAUUCCGCCCAGAUAUAUCGUAUGCUGACGCAGAGGAAAUAACAAAGAAGAGGGACAAGAAGCUGAAGAAUUACACGAUUUUAACAGCAUUUACUGUCGCUACGAUCUCAACCAUAAAAAUUUACAAAUUACUGAGGGACCCUCGCUGACGAUUUCGUUCCUGCUUAAAGUUCAUUGUUCUCUAAAAUAAAUGUGACAAAGAUGAAUAUUAACU
Molecule: messenger RNA, 1544 nt
Organism: Wallemia mellicola CBS 633.66
Lineage: Eukaryota; Fungi; Basidiomycota; Wallemiomycetes; Wallemiales; Wallemiaceae
Product: FAD/NAD(P)-binding domain-containing protein
Exons: 7
Coding region: 133-1479 (448 amino acids)
Biological process (GO): NAD+ metabolic process
Cellular component (GO): mitochondrial outer membrane
Molecular function (GO): kynurenine 3-monooxygenase activity; NAD(P)H oxidase H2O2-forming activity; FAD binding
Source: RefSeq, a predicted model, not a curated record